AUGUCUCCAUUGGAAGUGAUUGUUGGGUUAAUUUUGUGCUUUGGAGCCUUUCUGUGGUGGUGGCAGAGAUCAGCAAGGCUCUAUUGGGAGAAAAAUGGAGUGUCCUACGUCGCAGGGCCUCCCUUCAUUGGUGCUCUGAAGGAUAUUGUUACAUUUAAAAAAGGAUUUCCAGACUUUUUCAUGGAUAUCUAUUUUCACGAAAAGUUUAAAGAUGAUCCUGUGACUGGAGUUUAUUUCUUCCAUAAACCUAUCUUGAUUAUUCGACAUCCUGAAUUGAUCAAGAAUGUUUUCAUAAAGGACUUUUCAGAUUUUGCUGAUAGGAAUUUAAGUUCAGACCCACAUGAUGAUGUAAUUGGCUCCAAUAAUAUAUUAGCACUGAAAGGGCAAGCAUGGAAAAAUAUGAGAAGCAAACUUUCACCAAUUUUCACAGCAGGAAAACUUAAAAAUUUCUUCAAAUUACUAUUGGAGGUAUCAGAUGUUCUCGAAAAGAAACUGACUUCAGAGAUUACAAGUCAAUCAAGAGAGUAUGAAAUGAAGGAAUUGGCUUCAUACUUUUCAACCGACACCAUUGCAAUUACUGCCUUUGGGGUAAAGGCCAAUAGUCUCCUAAAUCCUAAUGCGGAAUUCUUUAACAAUGCAAUGAGGGCUGUUAAAUUUGAUUGGAAACGAGGAUUUGAAUUUGCGAUCUGUAUGAUUUUACCAGAAGUCGGGAAACGUCUUGGCUUUACAUUCUUCUCCAAAGAAACGAAUAAAUUUCUGAGAUCAUCUAUGAAUUAUGUGAUUGAGGAACGCAUUAAAAGUGGCGGGAAACGCAAUGAUCUAAUAGACAUUUUGAAUGACUUGAAAGAAAAGGAUCCAGAUUUUUUUACGAGAGAUGUAAUUGUAGCACAAGCAGCAGUUUUUCUUAUUGCUGGUGCUGAAACCUCAUCAUCUGCAAUUUCUUUUACGCUGUAUGAGCUAUCGCGACAUCUGGAAAUUCAGGAAAAACUAAGAAAGGAAAUCAAGACCUACCUGGAAAAACAUGAUGGGAAAGUGGAGUACGAAACGAUCAAUGAAAUGGAAUACCUGACAUGUGUUAUUCAGGAAGCUUUGCGAUUGUAUCCAACUGCUCCAUUUUUGGACAGGACUUGUGUUCCCUUAGGAAAAGACUCCUACUCACUGGAGCCCUAUCAUAGUUUCUCAAUCCCAAGAGGAAUGCCCGUUGCUGUUCCAGCUAUUGCCGUCCAGAGAGAUCCCAAAUUCUUUCCAAAACCACUGGAAUUCAUCCCUGAAAGAUUUAGUCAUGAAAAUCGGGAUUCAAUCAAUCCAGUUGCAUUUCUUCCUUUUGGAAUUGGACCAAGGAGUUGUGUUGGACUAAGAUUUGGAUAUUUGCAAGUGAAGCUGGCUCUCAUUACAAUCUUACGCAACUACAGAGUUGAAGCCACCGAGAGAACUCCGAAAUCUAUAAAGUUCGAUAAGAAGUCUGUGAUCUUAGUCUCUGAGGAACCUUUACUUCAGUCGUGUGAAGCCUCUUUAAGCAGUGAUACAAAAAUGUCUCCGUUGGAAGUGAUUGUGGGAUUAAUUUUGUGCUUUGGAGCUUUUCUGUGGUGGUGGCAGAGAUCAGCAAGGCUCUACUGGGAGAAGAAUGGAGUAUCCUAUGUCUCAGGACCUCCUUUCAUUGGAAUUUUGAAGGAUAUUAUUUUGAACAGAAAAGGAUUCCCCGAAAUCUUUAUGGAUAUCUAUAACCAUGGAAAGUUCAAAGACGAUCCUGUCACGGGAAUUUACAUCUUCCAUAAACCCUUUCUAGUUGUUCGUCAUCCUGAAUUGAUUAAGAAUAUCUUCGUGAAGGAUUUCCCAGAUUUUAUGGACAGAAAUUUGAGUUCAGACCCACAUGAUGAUGUAAUUGGUUCCAAUAACAUAUUAGCACUGAAAGGACAAGAAUGGAAAAGCAUGAGGAGCAAACUUUCACCGCUUUUCACAACAGGAAAACUAAAAAGUUUCUUUACACUCUUAAAGGAUGUAGCAGAUGUUCUUGACCAGAAACUAACAUUAGAAAUUACAAAUGGUUCCCUGGAGUAUGAAAUAAAGGACUUGUGUUCAUAUUAUGCGAUUGACACAAUUGCAAUUACUGCAUUUGGAGUUAAGGCCAACAGUCUCCUCAAUCCUAAUGCGGAAUUCUACAAGAAUGCAAUGACGGCUGUUAAUUUUGACUGGAGACGAGGAUUUGAAUUUACAAUCUGUAUGAUUUUGCCGGAAGUUGGAAAACGUCUGGGCUUUACAUUCUUCUCCAAAGAAACGAAUAAGUUUCUAGUAUCGUCUAUGAAUUAUGUGAUUGAGGAACGCAAGAAAAGCGGAAUCAAACGUAAUGAUCUAAUAGACAUCUUAAGUACUUUAAAGGAACAAGGGGCAGACUUUUCAACAGAUACAAUUGUAGCUCAAGCUGCAGUUUUUCUCAUUGCUGGCUCUGAAACUACAUCAUCUGCAAUUUCUUUUACGCUGUAUGAGCUAUCGCGACAUCUGGAAAUUCAGGAAAAACUAAGAAAGGAAAUCAAGACCUACCUGGAAAAACAUGAUGGGAAAGUGGAGUACGAAACAAUCAAUGAAAUGGAAUACCUGACAUGUGUUAUUCAAGAAACCGUGCGUUUGUAUCCUACGACUCCUUUCAUUGAUCGAAACUGUGUUCCGGUAGGAAAGGAUUCCUAUUCCCUGAAACCCUAUCAUAAUUUCUCAAUUCCAAGAGGAAUGCCCAUUGUAGUCCCAUCAAUUGCAAUUCACCGAGAUCCUAAAUUCUUCCCAAACCCAUUGGAGUUUACUCCAGAAAGAUUUAAUUCAGAAAAUCGAGAUGCAAUUAAUCAGUACGCCUUUCUUGCAUUUGGAAUUGGACCAAGGAAUUGCAUUGGAUCGAGAUUUGGGUAUUUGCAAGUGAAACUGGCUCUUGUAACAAUCUUAAGCAAGUACAGGAUUGAGGCUACUGAGAAAACACCCAGAGUAAUAAAAUUUGAUAAGAAGUCUAUGAUGCUGGCGUCUGAGGAUCCUGUCUACGUGAAAUUAACACGUCUUUAAAUAAAAUUAAUAUUAUGUAUUUUUAGAGGGUGAAAUUCAUUAGUCAGAAGACUCAGACAGUCUUAAGAAAUAUGAAGAAAUCUUAGGAAAUUUUUAGUUUUUCUUAAGAAAACUUUCGAAGUUUUAGAUUUUCCUUAUGAAAAUUGUGGAAAUCUUGAAUUUUUAAGAUUUCCUAAUACUGUCUGACUAGUAAAUUUCAGCUCUAGCUAGUGUAAAUCACUAAAAAAAUUCUUUAC
Messenger RNA from Lutzomyia longipalpis, 3278 nucleotides. RefSeq lists its product as uncharacterized. The transcript has 6 exons. Gene Ontology annotation, molecular function: iron ion binding; monooxygenase activity; heme binding. The record is from RefSeq and is a predicted model, not a curated record. Bases 1 to 3042 code for a protein of 1013 amino acids. Lineage: Eukaryota; Metazoa; Arthropoda; Insecta; Diptera; Psychodidae.